AUGGAUUGCUUUGGGCCCUUUAACACCAAACAGGGCCGAAGUGUGCGAAAAAGAUAUGGCUUUCUUUUUACAUGCUUCUUCUCUAGAGCCAUUCACAUUGAAAUGAUAGAUGACAUGUCCACAGAUGCAUUUAUAAAUGGACUACGCUGUUUCAUUGCGUUACGUGGAUCAGUGCAGCAGCUCAGAUCAGAUCAAGGAAGCAAUUUCCUGGGAGCCAAAAACGAGCUGAAGAGAGCUUUAAAUGAGGUUGAUAGUGGCAGACUAGCUGCCUUUCUCUCUGAAAAUCAGUGUGACUUUGUUUUGAAUGCUCCAGCUUCAAGCCAUGUCAGUGGAGUGUGCGAGCGGCAGAUUAGGACGGUCAAAAGCAUUCUCAACUCGACGCUAUCGCUGUCUGCUGGAAGGCUGGAUGAUGCUUCUCUUAGAGUCUUCUUCUAUGAAGCAAUGGCAUUAGUUAAUAGUCGUCCCCUCACUAUUGACAAUCUGAAUGAUCCCAACAGUCUUGAUCCACCUACCCCUAACCAGCUACUCACCAUGAAGUCUACUCCAGCUCUACCUCCCCCUGGCAAGUUCAACAGAGAAGAUGUGUAUGCAAGGAAGAGGUGGAGGCAUGUGCAAUACCUGGCUGAACAGUUUUGGAGCCGCUGGAGAAAGGAGUAUGUAACUAACAUUGCAAUUAGACAGCGUUGGUUCAACCCAAAGAGAAACCUUCAAAUAGGGGAUGUGGUGAUGAUGAAGGAUGACGAUCUGCCCAGAAAUGAGUGGAGGUUGGGCAAAGUUCUAGAAACAGUGGUGGACAGAGACGGUUUGGUUCGAAGAGUUAAGAUCUGCUUAGGUGAUGGGAGGCUAGGCAGGGAAAGGUGA
This is a messenger RNA of Xyrichtys novacula (pearly razorfish), 861 nucleotides long. The record is from the annotation of a GenBank genome assembly. NCBI's taxonomy places the organism in Eukaryota, Metazoa, Chordata, Actinopteri, Labriformes, Labridae.